AUGGACAAUAGGAAGACAAAACAUGUAUCAACUGUUCAACAGCACCGCCUGUCUGACUCAAGUCCAGAUCUGCUUAUCAGUCAAACACCAAACCAGCAGGCUGCAAGUCUUACUGGCCACGGGGAAGGAGACAGCGACAGUGAUCUGUCCGACUCGGAGCGACUUCAUGUACCCCUCUCUGCCCAUGGUCCACCACAGCUGGACCUUCGACCAGAGGUCAUCAACCCAGAAGACUCCCCCUCCCCUGGUCACAGACUGAGAGGACAGGGCAACAGUGGGUUUAAUUUCCCAGACUGCCUGCCACCACCGUUCAACUCCUGGAACCUUGGUCAACUGGCUGUUUUUUACAACACGGAAGGCAGGGGGGCCCCAAGGCCCAGGCCUGUGGGCCCUUUGGAGAGAUAUCUGGAGAGGAUGCUGCAGCUGGAGUGGCACCAGAUUCAGACUGUCCAGGAGGAAAGUGGCAAAUCCACCGUGUCCAACGUGCUGGCCGCCUGCCACAGGUCACACUCUGCUGCCCCAUCUCGCCUCAGUUCUCCCAAGAGCAUUCUUCAGUGUCAGCGUGCCUUCCCUCUCACCUUCCUCUCAUCUGUGGCAAGUCACUCUGCUCUGCUGUCCAGCUGUGCCUGCACGGCCUGCUACAGACGCUACACGGCAUGUGGCAUGAUGUGCGGACACUCUGUCUAUGGCCGCCAGUCUAAAAGGAGUCCCUUGCUUGAGCGCAGGGGUCCUUCGGGCCCCUUGUCAGUCCCCAAAAGAAGCUACAGUGAGACACGUGUGCUCUCCUCAGACAAGACCUUGGCGUCCCGGGCUCAGAAGUUCAACAGCCCUGUGAGGGGAAACAACCAUAUGAGACAUAUGCAAGCUCUGGGUAAUAUUCGUAACCCUGUACAAGGUGCUACCACAAAGUCUCAUUCCACUGCCAGAGACUCAGAUGAUGUGGCCCAAAGAGAGUGUAUGCAAACUGGACAUGUGUUGUCUGGGGACUGCAGGUCAGUGGGUUUGAGGAAAAGGAGUGGCUCAGAACAGAGACGAGGUAGAACAGAGAUAUGGGGAAAUGGAUGUGGAAGGAGGAGUGGCUCAGAGUGUAGAAAAGACGGGACCGAGAGAAGGAGAACAUCGACGCUAAAGGAGCAGGAGAUAAAACCAGAUGCUAUCACAGCAAUAAUGGACAAUUUACCGGCUUCCAAACACUCUUCUCUAAGCAAGCCAAACAGGUCAAAGCAGGUUGAAUUUGUUACCUAG
Messenger RNA from Lampris incognitus (smalleye Pacific opah), 1245 nucleotides. It is a transcript of the gene fam217bb, whose product is annotated as family with sequence similarity 217 member Bb. NCBI's taxonomy places the organism in Eukaryota, Metazoa, Chordata, Actinopteri, Lampriformes, Lampridae. The transcript has a single exon. The coding region runs from base 1 to 1245 and encodes 414 amino acids. The record is from RefSeq and is a predicted model, not a curated record.